AUGUCAUCGCCAACAUCUACAGCGUCACUUCUUCUUUGUGUCUUAGUCAAAUCUGCAAAAAUACAAGCUUUAGACAACGAAUGCUAUUCUUAUGUUAUACUAAAAAUUGAUAAUGUCAAAUCAACCACAAGUGUUGUGAAAGGUCAACAACCGAAGUGGGAACAAGAAUUUUAUUUUGACGUACCUGAUCGCUCGACUGGCCUUCAAAUUGAAUUAUGGGAACGCGGUCCAUUUAGAGAUAAAUUGCUGGGAUUAUGUCAUAUUAGUUUGAAUCGUAAUGAUAAUCUAGAUAUAAUAAAUAUAAAAUCGAAUGCAAAUAUAAUUAAUGGCAAUGAACGAUGGAUUAACCUUGAUUCAGAAUCGAUUUUAAAUCGACAAGGACAAGUUACUCGAACAUGUAAUCCAACAAAACAUUCUCUAUUAAUUCAUACUUAUGUUGAAUUACCAUCUGAUUUAACUGAAGAAGAAUCAAAAGAAUUAACUGAAAAACUUGAAAUUCUUCGUGAAAUUCUGGAUAAAGAGGGACGUCAAUUGCAAGAUGUUACGCUCAAUGAAAUCAAUUCACUUUCUGCAAUGCAUUUUGAUCAACAGCCUCUUCAAUAUCAACAACUGUCUCAUCAAUCUCAUUCACAUUUUUCGGAUGAUAGUGAUUACACAUCAGACGUAUCUUAUCCAAUAAAUACUCAAGCUAAUUUAAAUUAUCCUGUUGCAUCUAUGUCACAAUCGAAUAUAGAUACAUCAACAAAUGAGAACAUAUCUUCAUUAACAUCAACUAAAAAACCAUUAGCAUUUGUUCAACCAGUUAUGAGAGAUUUAAAUUCAGUACCAAACGCAUCUCGGAGAUUAAAUCAAAAUCAAAUGCAAAAUACAAUGCCAUUAGUGGAACAAGAACCACUUUCAUAUAUUAGUCAACCGAGGAAGUUACCAAUGAAUAAAAUAGCAAACUUCAAUCAAGAUGAAACAAAACAUCAAAAAUACUAUUAA
Messenger RNA from Rotaria socialis, 984 nucleotides. The record is from the annotation of a GenBank genome assembly. NCBI's taxonomy places the organism in Eukaryota, Metazoa, Rotifera, Eurotatoria, Philodinida, Philodinidae.